CAUAAGGAUUAUAAAUAGCUCCUAAUUGUAUCCAUAUUUCACAAGAAACUCAUCGUCGUAGCAAUGAUGAAAAUCAAGCAUGCUAUCUUCUUGUGCUUAUGUGCAAUGCUUCUAAUCUCUAUUGUGGCAAUUGAGCCUUAUGAAGAUGAGAAUCAAUUUGGUGAAAUAGAGAAAUCAAUGAGAAACAUGGGACAAUGGAAUGGUGGAUACAAAAACAAAGGUGUUUACAUUGAUGGACCUUUAACCAAUGGUGAAGGCCGUGGUGAAAACAGGCCACUCUUUCCCGAUUGCGAGAAAGACAGUGGCAGUGAAGGUGGAGAUUGUGGCGGACACGGGACCGAGGCCAGUGGUGGAAUAAAGAGCAGCAAUGAAAACGCCAUUCCUAUUCCUAUUCCUCCACUGGACACAACUACAAAUCGUUGGUGGACACGCGGACCACCAAAGGAGGAACGCAUAUAGAUGUAUCAUGUAUUCAUGGUGCCACAUUAUAUAAUAUAAUGUCAUAAGAAAUGUAAAAUAAAGCUGGGACUAAUGUAAUUGUUAAAUGAAAUAAAAAUUAUAAAAUUUAUGGAGUAAA
Messenger RNA from Vicia villosa (hairy vetch), 577 nucleotides. RefSeq lists its product as uncharacterized. NCBI's taxonomy places the organism in Eukaryota, Viridiplantae, Streptophyta, Magnoliopsida, Fabales, Fabaceae. The record is from RefSeq and is a predicted model, not a curated record. Bases 64 to 459 code for a protein of 131 amino acids. The transcript has 2 exons.